AUGGCCUCCAUCUUCCGGAGCGAGGAGAUGAACCUGAUGCAGCUCUUCCUGCAGGUGGAGGCUGCCUACUGCUGCGUGGCCGAGCUCGGGGAGCUGGGUCUAGUCCAGUUCAGAGAUCUGAAUGUGAAUGUCAACAGCUUCCAGAGAAAGUUUGUGAAUGAAGUGAGAAGGUGUGAAUCCUUGGAGAGGAUCAUGCGUUUUCUGGAAAAUAACAUUGAGGGAGACAGUAUUGAGAUGGUCAAGCUAGAAAAGUACCCAGAGACCCCUCUGCCUCGGGAGAUGAUUGAUAUGGAGACGGUGCUGGAGAAAUUUGAAGCUGAGCUGCUGGAAGCCAACCAGAACCAGCAAACACUGAAGCAGAACUUUCUUGAGCUGAUGGAGCUCAAACAUCUGCUGAAAAAAACUCAGGACUUCUUUGAGGCAGAAACCAAUCUGCCAGAUGAUUUCUUCAGUGAAGACACAUCUGGACUGCUGGAGCUGAAAAGUACUCCUGCUGCAGCUGCCAAGCUGGGAUUCACUGCAGGGGUAAUAAGGAGGGAAAGGAUGGUACCCUUUGAGCGUUUACUGUGGCGAGUCUGCAGGGGAAAUAUCUACCUGAGGUACACCGAAAUGGAUACUGCCCUGGAAGACCCUGUGACAAGAGAAGAAGUGAAGAAGAAUGUGUUCAUUAUCUUCUAUCAAGGAGAACAGCUUAAGCAAAAAGUCAAGAAGAUUUGUGAUGGCAUUCAUGCCACGGUCUAUCCCUGUCCGGAGUCUGUCACUGAGCGCCGAGAAAUGCUUGAUGGAGUCAACACAAGGAUUGAGGAUUUAAAUACAGUGAUAGACCAAACCAAGUCUCAUCGCCAGCGACUGCUGCAUGAGGCAGCAGAAAACUUGUGGUCCUGGAGGAUCAAGGUGAAGAAAAUAAAGGCUGUCUACCACAUCCUGAAUUGCUGUAACAUUGAUGUCACCCAGCAGUGCGUCAUUGCAGAGGUCUGGUUCCCAGUGACUGAUGCUAGCCGGAUAAAAAGAGCUCUACAGCAGGGAAUGGAGCGCAGUGGCUCUACUAUUGCUCCUAUCCUUACCGCUAUACAUACCAGGCUGGCACCACCCACCUUCAACAGGACCAACAAGUUCACAGCAGGAUUUCAGAACAUUGUGGAUGCAUAUGGUGUGGGCAACUACAGAGAAAUUAACCCAGCUCCAUACACUAUCAUUACCUUCCCCUUCUUGUUUGCUGUGAUGUUUGGGGAUUGUGGCCAUGGCGCUGUCAUGCUGGGCUUUGCACUCUGGAUGGUCAUUAAUGAAAAGAGCCUUCUGGCCCAGAAAAGCACUAAUGAGAUCUGGAACACCGUUUUUAGUGGGCGCUACCUGAUCCUGCUCAUGGGCAUAUUCUCCAUGUACACUGGCUUCAUCUACAAUGACUGCUUCUCCAAAUCAUUCAACAUCUUUGGCUCUUCCUGGCAUAUCACCUCCAUGUUUAAAAAUAACACUUGGAACAAGGAUGUGCUUCUGGGCAAUACGGUGCUGCAGCUGAAUCCAGCAGUCCCAGGAGUCUACUCUGGAAAUCCAUAUCCAUUUGGAAUAGAUCCGAUCUGGAAUGUUGCAUCAAACAAACUGACUUUCCUGAACUCCUACAAAAUGAAGAUGUCGGUUGUCAUAGGGAUAGUGCACAUGAUUUUUGGGGUGAUACUCAGUCUCUUCAAUCACAUCUACUUCAAGAAAUACAUAAACAUUAUCCUUCAGUUCAUUCCAGAGAUGAUUUUUAUUAUCUCUCUUUUUGGGUACCUGGUCUUCAUGAUUAUUUUCAAAUGGUGUCAUUUUGAUGUCCACUCAUCCCAGAGCGCACCAAGCAUCCUCAUCCACUUCAUCAAUAUGUUUCUGUUCAACUACAGUGACACUUCAAAUGCUCCAUUAUAUCCACAUCAGAAAGAAGUGCAGAGCUUCUUGGUUAUAUUUGCUCUGAUUGCUGUUCCCUGGAUGCUCUUAAUUAAACCUUUCAUCCUCCGAGCCAACCACCAGAAAGCACAGCGCAUGAUUCAGUCUCAAGCUGUCUCAGGAAGCCCUGGAGGUGAAAAUGAGAUAGAUGUCCCAGAGACUAGUCAUUCCAAGAAAGCUUCCCACGAAGAGCACGGCGGUGGCCAUGGAGGACAUGAAGAUGGUGAUGAAGAGUUCAAUUUUGGAGACAUAUUUGUCCACCAGGCUAUCCAUACCAUUGAAUACUGCCUUGGUUGCAUCUCCAACACAGCAUCCUACUUGCGGCUCUGGGCACUGAGCUUAGCACAUGCACAACUGUCAGAGGUCCUUUGGACCAUGGUGAUGCACAGCGGGUUAAGCAACAGCAGCUGGGUUGGCACUAUCAUCAUCUUCAUCAUCUUUGCGGCAUUUGCGGUGCUGACGGUAGCCAUCCUGCUGAUCAUGGAGGGUCUCUCAGCCUUUCUGCAUGCCUUGCGUCUGCACUGGGUGGAGUUCCAGAACAAGUUCUAUGUGGGAGCCGGGUACAAAUUUUCUCCAUUCUCCUUCAAGUACAUCAUCAGUGGCACCACAGAAGAGUGA
Molecule: messenger RNA, 2535 nt
Organism: Melopsittacus undulatus (budgerigar)
Lineage: Eukaryota; Metazoa; Chordata; Aves; Psittaciformes; Psittaculidae
Gene: ATP6V0A4
Product: ATPase H+ transporting V0 subunit a4
Exons: 20
Coding region: 1-2535 (844 amino acids)
Biological process (GO): vacuolar acidification; proton transmembrane transport
Cellular component (GO): vacuolar proton-transporting V-type ATPase complex; plasma membrane; vacuolar proton-transporting V-type ATPase, V0 domain
Molecular function (GO): proton-transporting ATPase activity, rotational mechanism; ATPase binding
Source: RefSeq, a predicted model, not a curated record